Molecule: messenger RNA, 2769 nt
Organism: Yamadazyma jaroonii
Lineage: Eukaryota; Fungi; Ascomycota; Pichiomycetes; Serinales; Debaryomycetaceae
Source: the annotation of a GenBank genome assembly
AUGGAAGAAGCUUCAUAUGGUGCUCUAUUGGCCAAGGUGUCUAAAGAGCACUUGAAUACCUUAGAUUAUAUCGAAUUGAUUAGGAAGAAUCAUGACAGCAUUGGAGUCACUCAUUUCUUGGUUCAAAAUCUAUACAAAAUUAAUUACCUAGAGCUCGAAUUUUACAUUCCACAAUUCAUUCAACUUCUAAUAAGUUUUGAAACAGAUUCGAUGGCAUUGACAGACUUUCUUAUCGAGAAUUCAAAAAAGUACCCCCAUUUUUGUCUUAUCACCUUCUGGUAUCUACAAAGUUACAUGUUCGAGUUGAAAGACAGUCCUGAUUCAUAUUCAUUCCACGUCGUGAGAUCAUUCAUAAACGAUAUUCAGAAUAUAAUGUUCAAUCAAGAAAGAAACAAUCAGGAGAGCACCUUGAGAUUUCGUGAAAAUACACAUCCUGCUUUGGUUUUGGCUGGCAGUAUUGCCGGCUCUUUCGCCGUUCCAGGGAUGGAAUCUUUCAUUCGCCCAAUAAUUAUAUCCCAAUCGAAGCAGCAGAAGUCCUUUCUUUUCAGAUUGGCCAACUUCCACAAAACUUUGACCAGAAACCUUACACUUAAAAACAGAGUCAUGUCUUCAGAAGACAAAGGUUCUGACCCUGAGGUUUUGAAUGCAAACUCCAGGCAUUCUGAAGGUAGCCGUCCUUCACAUUUAUUGAGUUCUUCUCAAUCCAUUAAUGAAGACAUGACCAACAGUUUGUCCGAUACUGAAUUGCUAGACAAGGAUGACCUCGGUGGAAGAGCAUUUGCGACUGUUGUGUUGUCCAAAAGAAGAUCAGAAGAUGUUCAAAUCUCAUUGGAGAACUCCAGAAGGUUAAGACAUGGCGGCGGUUUGGCAUCACACUCACUUCCCGAUUUAACUCACAAUGACUCCCUGCGUGUAGAUGAUUUAAGCAUUACACCUGUUAUGUCCAAUUCCUCCUCUUUAUCAAUUGCUUCUUUGGAUACAUCGGAGCUUCGAGGUAAGGGCCGUGCUUCUUUGGAUGCCGACCAGAAAAUCAAGCACUUACAAGUCAAUUAUUUCAAGAAAGAGACCGAGUUUAUUAUGUCAUUGCAGAACAUCUCGUCCAGGCUUUCACAAAUACCAAAGGAAGCACGUUUAACCACCUUGAGAGCGGAGUUGUCGAUCAUCAAUAACACUGUAUUACCAUCAGAAAUAGACAUUCCCCAAUUAUUACCGAUCAGCAGCCAGCAGAACAAAAAAUUUCACCAGAUUUUGAGGUUGAAUGUGAAUGAAGCCUUCGUUUUGAACUCUGCUGAGAGAGUCCCAUUUCUUCUAUUAAUAGAAUACUUGAGUGAAGAAAUGGAUUUCAAUCCUCAAAGCGAUCACAACAAGAAUAUAAUCGCUAACAAAUUCCAGACUGAUGUGUCUACGAGCAGACCAUUAGCUGGGAACUCCAUCUCAAUGGAGGAGAAGCUCCAAGAAGAGGAGGAUUUGGGUGAUAUGUCAAUGCUCGUCAUUUCAAACGAAAGAAAUAUGAUGGCACACCAAUUGGGACCUAUAAAGAUGGAUUCAGCAGCACAAAUUUCUCCAUCGUCACCCAAAGUUGGAAGUUCCAAUACUCCUAAUGCUUUUGACUCUGAUCCAUCUACCAAAGAUUUAUCGGCACAAAUGAGAAUUGCGGCAGUUAUGCUUCGUCAACUAGAAAAAUCGGGGCAAGCAAAUUCUGAACAAGCUGCAGCCAUCAAGGCUAGGAUCAUUGAUUCAAUGAAAGGUUUACAAGAUAAGUUUGAAAACAUUAAGUACCAACAAAUUAACGAAAUCAACAGUGUUAACAUUGGUGAGGACAUCCCAGAUGCUGGUGAAAGAAAAAUGGAAAAUGAUUUCAAAUUAGGGGAAGAUUGGCAAACCAAGAAGGACAGAAUAAGAAAAGCGAGUGCUUUCGGACACUUGCGCAAUUGGGAAUUGUGUUCAGUUAUUGCCAAAAAUGGUGAUGAUUUACCGCAAGAAGCCUUUGCUUGUCAAUUGAUUUCUAUCAUCUCCAAAAUUUGGAAGCAGAAUUCUGUGGGCGUAUGGACAAAAAACAUGAAAAUUCUUGUUACAAGCGCCAAUUCAGGACUAGUGGAAACGAUAAAUAAUGCAAUGUCCAUCCAUUCUAUCAAGAAAUCAUUAACAGAACUUUCUGUGAACAGUGGUGAGAAUUCUAAAGGAAUUGUCGUGUCUUUGAAAGACUACUUCUUGAGAGUUUAUGGAUCUGAGACGUCCAACAAGUAUAAGAGGGCCCAGAACAACUUUGCCUGUAGUCUUGCAUCGUAUUCCAUAAUUUGUUAUGUCCUUCAAAUCAAGGAUCGUCAUAAUGGUAAUAUCAUGCUUGAUAAUGAGGGCCACAUCAUCCAUAUUGAUUUUGGAUUCUUGCUCUCGAACUCGCCUGGUAGUGUCGGAUUCGAGGCUGCCCCAUUCAAAUUGACUCAAGAGUAUGUAGAUGUCUUAGGUGGUUUUGAUUCUCCGAGUUACAUGAAAUUCAAAAACCUUUGUAAAGAGAGCUUCCAAGUUCUUCGCAGAAACUGUAAUCAAAUUAUCGAUAUGGUUGAGUUGAUGCUGAAAGAUUCAAGUCUACCAUGUUUCAAAAACGGUUCGCAAACAAGUAUUUUAUUGAAACAAAGGCUUCAGCUAGAUUUAUCUGAAGAAGAUUGUGAUAGUUUUGUAGAGAAUUCCUUGAUUGGAAGAAGUAUUGGAAGCGUGUACACGAGGCUAUACGAUCAAUUUCAGUUGAUAACUCAAGGAAUAUACGCCUGA